AAGCAUUAUUCAUUAUUAUUGUUGGUAAUUAAUAUCUAAGAACAUAGUAGUAAGGCUCAAGAGAUAAGGUAAGAAGCAUAACAAGUUUGGGCAAGGGUGGAGUUAUGUCCACUUUUGUCCCUUACCUCCCCACCCACUUGGCGUAGCAAGGGUCCACUUUAUUGUACCUACCAAACAACACAAACAAAGAACUCUCUCUUGUUUCUAGUCAUGAUCUUGACUCAAGUCUUCUCGCAACCCUUAAUCCCUUAUCUUCAACCGCACUAACCUCUCUGUCAACUCAAACUAUUAAUACCUACCCCAAUUAUUUAAGCCCUCAAUUCCACUCCAAAACCCAAACACACCAUACACCAAACCAAAACCCUCUCUCUCACUUUCUUUUCAGUUUUCACCUUCUCCUUUCCAACCACACUUUCUUCGUUUCUUACUCGCUUCCGUCUUCAUUAUAACAAAUAACAAUAUAUAUUUCUCAGACAGAUGACGCGCGCGUUCAGAAUUCUAAACUCCGCGGACAACGCCACCGCGGUAGCCGCGGCGGCGCCUCCGCCGGAGGCGGUAGCGCUGGAGUCCGACUUCGUGGUGAUUCUCGCGGCGCUCCUCUGCGCGCUCAUCUGCGUGGUGGGGCUGGUGGCGGUGGCGCGGUGCGCGUGGCUCCGGCGAGGCUCGGGUGCCGGAAACUCUCCUCGGCAAGCCUUGGCGAACAAGGGCCUGAAGAAGAAGGUGCUGCAGUCGCUUCCGAAGUUCGCGUACGUGGACAGCAACCCGAGCAAGUGGUUAGCGACGUCGGAAUGCGCGAUCUGCCUCGCCGAGUUCGCCGCCGGCGACGAGAUCCGCGUGCUGCCGCAGUGCGGCCACGGCUUCCACGUGCCCUGCAUCGACACGUGGCUUGGGUCCCACUCCUCUUGCCCUUCUUGUCGACAGGUUUUGGCGGUGGCCAGGUGUCAGAAGUGUGGGCGAUUUCCGGCCACCGGUGCCGGAGCUUCCAGAACGCCGGCGACCGAACCCGAAUUGAAGUCCAGAGAAGACAACAAUGCCGCGAGUUACAGCAAUAAUAAUAUUAAUAACAACAGCGACAGGGGUGGCAGUAACAGUAAUAGUAAUUGUAACAUGGAACAUCAUCAUCACAGCCACCAUGUGAAUAGUGGGUUCUUGCCCUGAAAAUAGUAGUUAUUGUAUUUAUUUAUUAUAGCUUUUUUCUUUUCUUUUUUUUAACUUUGUACCUUUUUAUCUCUUCAAGUUGAUCAAGGAGAUCGGAAAUUGGGCAAUUUUUUUCUCUCUUU
This is a messenger RNA of Glycine soja, 1280 nucleotides long. RefSeq names its product RING-H2 finger protein ATL8-like. The coding region runs from base 478 to 1158 and encodes 226 amino acids. The transcript has a single exon. NCBI's taxonomy places the organism in Eukaryota, Viridiplantae, Streptophyta, Magnoliopsida, Fabales, Fabaceae. The record is from RefSeq and is a predicted model, not a curated record.